GCCAUGGGCAUUAAAGGUUUGCAGGGAUUUGUGGCAAGAGUUUGCCCUGAUGCAUGCAGAAUGGUAGACCUGAAAGAGGUGGCAGAAAAACAUCGCAGUGAUAAUCCUGAUUUCCCACCUGUCAUCGUAGUAGAUGCUAUGAGUUGUAUUAGAUACUGGUACACACCGGAAUCCUGGGUGUGUGGUGGCCAGUGGCGAGAGUACCUGGCGAAUUUAGAGGAUUUUAUUAAAGUUUUUACGGCAGCUGGUAUCCAGUUGGUGUUUUACUUUGACGGAGUGGUGGAAGAGAAAAAGAGACAUGAGUGGAUCAAACGAAGGUUGCAGAAUAACAAGGAAAUAGCCAAAAUAUUUCAGUUUAUCAAGACUCACAGGAAACAGCCAGGGAGAGAAAUGUUCGUUGUUCCUUCAGCCUUGCCUACGUUUACACGUUUUGCCCUGAAGUCACUUGGUCAGAAAACAGUAUGCACAUUGCAAGAGGCAGACUUUGAGGUGGCUGCAUAUGGUUUACAACAUAACUGCGUAGGAAUUCUUGGGCAAGAUAGUGACUACCUCAUUUAUAAUACGUGCCCCUACUUUUCCAUUGAGAACCUCCGUUUGGACAGACUGGUCACUGUCAUGUACUCUCGAGAGGAUCUUUGCCGUGCGUUGGGUCUUAGUUUAACGUACCUCCCUCUCUUUGCUUGCUUGCUUGGCAAUGAUGUUGUUCCAGAAAGCAUGUUGGGAGGCUUUUGGCAUAAAUGUUUAGUCGCUAGUCCCCACAAGGACAAGAGCUACAACAGAAGAACAAAUAUACUUUUGGCUGUAGCACAUUACAUCUCAAAAGUUCCAUGCUCGUACAGCAGCCUGAAACACUUGGAAGAGAUGCUACCCUGGGGAUCAGACAAGACAUUACUUUACAGAGGAGUGGAGUCUUAUCUUUUGCCUGGCCAGCACUCUCCAUGGAUUCCUCCCAAUGUAACAACUUGCCAGAUGCUCUCCCUUCAACAGCAAAGUACCAUGUGUCAAGAUAAGGAAAUCUUUCAG
Mesitornis unicolor (brown roatelo) is the source of this 1023-nucleotide messenger RNA. Its product is annotated as constitutive coactivator of peroxisome proliferator-activated receptor gamma-like. The record is from RefSeq and is a predicted model, not a curated record. The annotation marks the transcript as partial. NCBI's taxonomy places the organism in Eukaryota, Metazoa, Chordata, Aves, Mesitornithiformes, Mesitornithidae. Gene Ontology annotation, cellular component: nucleus. The transcript has a single exon.